Cimex lectularius (bed bug) is the source of this 1903-nucleotide messenger RNA. RefSeq lists its product as uncharacterized. The coding region runs from base 455 to 979 and encodes 174 amino acids. NCBI's taxonomy places the organism in Eukaryota, Metazoa, Arthropoda, Insecta, Hemiptera, Cimicidae. The record is from RefSeq and is a predicted model, not a curated record. The transcript is spliced from 3 exons.
ACAGUACAAACGUAAUUCGCGUAUUAAUAAUUACAAAUGACAGAUAUAUCGAAAUUAACCGGUCUGCCCGUUGAAAGGUUAUGUUGAAGAUGAAAAAACUGCAAAAAAUAGUAAGCCAUAGAGUCCAUUUGUUACGCCGUUUUACAAGUCAUCAUUGCAUGUAUGUAUCCGGUCCGUGCGUGCGUUUGUGUGUUAAAAAAUUAAAUAAUACUCCGGCGACCAUUUUCCCUAAAAACGUUCAUAAAUUGACCAAUUCUUCAACAGCAGUUAUCAGUCGGCUCGAAGUAAAACUUGAGUGUAACAAAAGGGUUAAAAAUUGAAAGAAAAGUCACAUUAGAAGACGAGAAACGUGAUACGGAUUGGCCGGCCUUGGGGCCUUCAUCUGAAUAGUUUAUACAGUGACAAGACGACGCUUCAAGUUCGUGCUUAACAGAAAGGUCAGCGCUUCCUUCAAAUGGGUCCUGCAUUAAAUAUGAUCCCUCGGGGCCGGGUUUUCUUCAGUCCUAAAUCAGAUAUCACCAUGGAAUUAAGAGUCCUGAUUCGCUUGGUUUUCAUAUUGACACUGCUGGAACUGGGAGAAUCUCUCGAGUGUUAUGUUUGUCACAGCAGACAGAAUUCGGAAUGCGGUGAUCCCUUCCCGCAGGGAAACACCUCCGGAACGAUCGUGACAUACGACUGUAUGCAUGUGAGAAACGUCGGGGUAGGAGCAGUGGCCACUUCUCUGGCACUUGGAGGACUGCAACCGCAGUAUUCACCGCUGCAGCCACCGCCGCAUUAUUGUUUCAAAAUGUCAGUGGGAGAUUUGGCGAUUCGCGGAUGUGGUAAAGCUGAUAUUUGCCAGAACAUCACCGAUUUCUGCGAGACGUGCGACAGCGACGGAUGCAACAGCGCGGUGAAUCUGCACAACGCUGUGUUCCGCUUUGGGUGUCUGACGCUGGCAAUUCACAUUCUCCUGGAUCUUUUGAAGAACGUCCAGUGAUCCAGGGCACGAUUUUUAUGCACUCGCCAAUUUUGAAAUAGUCAUGAAUUUUUAUGAUGAGUCCGUUGUGAAAACAAUACCAUAAUUAUUUACUACUCAUCAAUUAAAGUUAUUAAACAUAAUUUAAUGUUCAGGAAGUCCUUAGUGAUAAGAUGUCCAUUCGGAUUAUUUGUCCGUUCCGCUGGUUUAUAUCAAAGCACUAUCAUCGUUUUGGAGGGUUCACAACAAAUGUUUCUGUAGUUUGGUCGUUUUUUGAUCAAUUCUCCAGCCUAUUUCAGGCAUGUUUCAGAUUCUCGGCACUUCUAGUGCUGGAUAGACAUGUCUCACCCUGCUUAUAACCUUGAUUGCAGAUGGCGAAAAGCCGAAAACUGUCUGCCAGUCCAAAACAUCGAGGAUACGCAGACAAAAAUGAUCCGAAACCAAACUACAGGAGUAUUCAUCUCACAAACCCAAAAAAGUAAUCUCACAAUUUAAAUUAUUUUCGUCAAUCCUUUCUAAGUUCUUUACCAAAUGAAUUCAAUUUCGCAAAUUUCAUAUAUUUGAAAAGUUUACAACAUUUGUUUAGAAUAUAUUUACUCAUUUUACUAAUUUAUAAAGAAAACAAAUAGAAUUUUCCAGUUAUUUUUCAAUAAGCACAAAAAAAUAUUAUCAAAGAAAGUAGCAGUCAUAUAUGUAUAUUCUAUCUGCAAUGUAAUAAAAAUAGUUUUGCAAAUGUAUAGAACGUAGAUGAACACUUGUACACAUAAUAUGCACUUUCACAUUAAAUAAAUAUGUUUAUUAUUUGGUUUAUAACGUUAUUGAAUGUUGUUAUAAACAUUCUUAUUCAUCAGAAUAAUUGUUCCCUUUAUGGCCAAAUUAUAUAGCUUCUCUGUACGUUUUACACUUGUAUGUACAUGGUCAUAUUGAUUAAUUAUAUAUGGAAUC